AUGAAGCUCUCAGCAUGUCUCUGUCCGGUGGUGCUGGCGGCGGCCAGCCAAGCCACCUCAUCAAGCCAGCCGUUAUACAAGAAUCCUCACGCUUCUAUCGAUGAUAGAGUGUCUGAUCUGCUCAAGCGCAUGUCCGUGCAGGAAAAGAUGGCCCAGUUGAUUCAAGGCGACAUGUCCAACUAUCUCGAUCUCACUUAUGGCACUUAUAACAAAUCGGGACUUGUGUGGAAUAUGGAGUACCGAGCCAACUCGGUCUGGACUGGCUACUAUACCAACAUGACGACGGUGAAGAAGGCUGCUCAAUUGGCACAAGAAUACCUGCUCAAGGAAACUAAACUGGGCAUUCCGACGUUUGUUCAGAGCGAAGGCCUUCAUGGGUUCUUGGGCCUGAAUGCCACGAUUUUCAACUCUCCCAUUGGCAUAGGAUGCUCGUUCAAUCCCAGCCUCGUAGAGACAAUGGCCAACGCCAUUGCGACGGAAAGUCUAUCUCUCGGAGUCAACCAGCUGUUCGCACCGCUGGCUGACCUUGCUCGAGAGUUGAGAUAUGGCCGAGUAGAGGAAUGUUUUAGCGAAGAUUCCUACCUGGCGGGAGAAAUGGCAUACAGUUAUGCUAAGGGGCUCCAAGAAAAAGGUGUCUCAGCGACGGUUAAGCAUUUUGCUGCUUUUGCGUCACCCGAACAAGGCAUCAAUACUUCUCCAGUGCACGGAGGCGAACGCGAGCUACGAUCCCUGUAUCUUCCACCGUUCAAAAGAGCCAUCAUUGACAGCGGCGCUACUUCAAUCAUGUCCUCCUACAAUUCUUACGACGGCGUCCCCAUGGUUGCAAACUCAGCGGUGCUCACCGACAUUCUUCGCGGCGAAUGGGGCUAUGAGUAUUUCGUAACCUCCGAUGCUGGUGGCACUGCUCGGCUUUCCAAUGCGUUUUACGUCUGCGGAGCUAAGGACAACGAUUGUAUCACGCUUGAGGCUCUGCCUGCCGGUAACGAUGUUGAGAUGGGCGGUGGAUAUUACAGCUACCAAUCUAUCCCUGCCCUGGUUGAAUCUGGUAAACUGAGCGAAAGUGUCUUGGAUACUGCCGUUUCUCGCGUACUUCGCGCAAAGUUUAAGCUGGGUCUUUUCGAGAAGCCUUAUACUGGCGUUGCUGAUGACGACAUUUUCAAGUAUAUUAAUACUCCGGCGCAUAAGAAGAUUGCCCGUCAACUUGAUUCUGAGAGCAUUGUGCUCCUUGAGAACCACAAUAAUGUUCUGCCUCUGAAGAAGAACGCCAAUGUUGCCGUCAUUGGCCCCAUGGCUCACGGUUACGUCAAUUACGGAGAUUAUGUGAUUCACACUGCCAUGACCCGAGGCGUCACUCCCCUUGACGGCAUCAGUUCUGUCAGCACUGGCAAGGUCACUUAUGCUCAGGGCUGCGAGCGCUGGUCCAACGACGAGUCCGGUUUUGACGAAGCCAUUGCCGCUGCCAAAGACUCGGAUGUUGCUGUCGUCGUCGUCGGUACGUGGUCGCGAGAUCAGAAUGAGCUCUGGUCAGGCUAUAACGCGACAACUGGCGAGCACAUCGACAUCAGCGACUUCCACCUCGUCGGUGCCAUGCCUCGCUUGGUUAAGGCUAUUAUCGAGACCGGAAAACCCACCGUCGUUGUCUAUAGUUCCGGAAAGCCCAUCACCGAGCCGUGGAUAUCAGAGGAGGCGUCUGCUCUUGUGCAGCAGUUCUACCAGUCCGAGCAGGGCGGAUAUGCCCUCGCAGAUGUCUUGUACGGCAACGUUAACCCUUCGGGGAAGCUCUCCGUGAGCUUUCCCUAUGAUGUUGGCACUCUACCCAUCUACUACGACUACCAAAACUCCGCGAGAAGUAACCCCAACCCCGGCCAUAUAUAUGAAAACGGUACCCUUGUCUUCGGCAGCACCUACGUAUUCGAGAAUCCCACUGCACUCUACGAAUUCGGAUACGGCCUCUCGUACAGCCAGUUCGAGUUCUCUGACAUCUCAGUCUCCAAGUCUCACGUUUCCGCUUCCGAUACUGUGACUGUUUCUGUGACGGUAACAAAUAAGUCACAACGUGACGGAGCAGAGGUGGUUCAGCUCUACGUCAAAGAUAUGAUUGCGUCUGUAGACGUGCCACGAUACCGGCUCAAGGGCUUCCAAAAGGUCACUGUGAAGGCCGGGAAGUCUACGACGGUUAAGAUUGGCCUCCCGGUUGAGGAUUGGGGCCUAUGGAACCGCCAGAUGAAAUACGUUGUUGAGCCUGGAGAUUUCACUGUGCUUGUAGGUAACUCUAGUGAAAAUUUCUUUGGAAACGUCACCGUGACUGUUUCAUAA
Molecule: messenger RNA, 2316 nt
Organism: Trichoderma asperellum CBS 433.97
Lineage: Eukaryota; Fungi; Ascomycota; Sordariomycetes; Hypocreales; Hypocreaceae
Biological process (GO): glucan catabolic process
Molecular function (GO): beta-glucosidase activity
Source: RefSeq, a predicted model, not a curated record